This is a messenger RNA of Thlaspi arvense, 900 nucleotides long. The record is from the annotation of a GenBank genome assembly. NCBI's taxonomy places the organism in Eukaryota, Viridiplantae, Streptophyta, Magnoliopsida, Brassicales, Brassicaceae.
AUGUAUGAACACUCUAAACGAAAGAGAGGCUUCGACGAAGGAUAUUUGAGGAUGUUAACGAGCCACCAAUGUCUCUUCUCCUUCUCCACUUCCUCCUCCUCCUCUCGUCGCCGGACGACGCGUCUAAUCCCCCUCUACCGUCGACCGGAUUCUAUCUCACCAAUCCCUUCUUCGCUCUCCGCUUUUACCCGGAUCCGACCCGUUAGAAUCCGGGUAUCUGCCGUAAAAGAAAUCGCCGAUGUAGCGGACGUGGAGGGGGAAGAAGAAGCUGGUCCCAUUGAGCUUCCUCCGCCGUCUUCUUCCCCGUUUUCGUCCACCAACUCCAUUUUCGCCACUUCCGAUGACCCCUCCCCUCUCCAGUUGGCCACCAGCGUAAUGCUUACCGGCGCCAUCACUAUCUUCCUGUUUCGAUCGAUUCGUCGGCGAGCUAAGCGCUCGAAACAGCUGACGUUUAGAUCAACGGGAGCAAAGAAAUCGUUGAAAGAAGAGGCAAUGGAUACUCUGAAAGCAAUGGGUUCGACUCCGAUUGAAGGUGGUGGUAAGUCCACUCCAUCGGCGGCUCAAGCGUUUCUGGGUGCGAUUUCAGCAGCAGUCAUUGCUCUCAUUCUUUACAAAUUCACUCUUACCAUCGAAUCAGCACUCAAUCGCCAGACUAUCUCUGAUAACUUCUCGGUUAGGCAAAUCACAGUGACCGUAAGGACUAUCAUCAACGGUAUAUGCUAUCUCGCAACAUUUGUUUUUGGUAUCAACGCGGUCGGACUUCUCCUUUACUCUGGCCAACUAGCUUUCAAUGAAGAUUCUGAUGAUGAAACAAAGGCCACAUCAGAGCCUGGAGGAGACUCAUCAGGUAACAACACUCAAGUAAAUCAAAGCAAUGAGGAUCAAAGUUCAAGUGAUUAA